AGAGAGAAAAAAUCAACCAAACCAAUAAACCAUGGUUACAUUCUCAAAGCAGAGAAAUCGAAUUCGAACCCUAACCCCAAAUAUCAGAUUUCUCGUCUCCAGUCGUCUGCGCCCGUCUCUUCUGUCUCCGGUUAUCUUCGACCCACCUACGCCCGUCUCCGGUUGUCUUGGGGAGUCUCCGGCCCGUCUAUGCUCGACUCCGCGGCCCGUUUACCGUCGUCUCUGUCCGCCUCCUCCCGUGUCUGUUCGUCUCUGCCGUUUUUGACCGACCACGCUUGCCUCCUCCGCCGCCCGUUUCUGGUUGUCUCCACUCGUCUUCUCCCACCUCUGGUCGUGUCCUCUCGUCUCCCUUUGUCUUCGGCUGUCUACGUUUGUCUCCGCCUAAGUCCAUUUUGUGUAGUGGCACUGGCCUACGAUGGGUGCAUUGCCGUGAAGAGACAAGUCGGGGCUGGUUUUGGCCAUCCACACGAGCUGUAUGAAGUGUGGGCUAGCUUUUUUAUUUUUGGCCUUUUCUCUUAUCAUUUUGGGUUCCGUUCUAAUUUUUUACAUGAAUUAUUGCAAAAUUUGUACUUUGUAAUUUUUUUGUAGUGACCAUCUAAUGUGAUUUGGUAAAUUUGUAUACACAUGUUGUAAACAAUUGUAAUUGUGAGGAGUAGAUUAUUCUCCAAUUGUGAAGUACAAUUAAUCAAUUUAGAUGAACUUCCAAGUUCCAAUAUAUUUUGUUGUGAUUUCUGCCUGUAA
Molecule: messenger RNA, 741 nt
Organism: Striga asiatica
Lineage: Eukaryota; Viridiplantae; Streptophyta; Magnoliopsida; Lamiales; Orobanchaceae
Source: the annotation of a GenBank genome assembly